This is a messenger RNA of Gasterosteus aculeatus aculeatus (three-spined stickleback), 5124 nucleotides long. RefSeq names its product EMAP like 4 (gene eml4). The record is from RefSeq and is a predicted model, not a curated record. Lineage: Eukaryota; Metazoa; Chordata; Actinopteri; Perciformes; Gasterosteidae. Gene Ontology annotation, cellular component: mitotic spindle. Gene Ontology annotation, biological process: microtubule cytoskeleton organization. Gene Ontology annotation, molecular function: microtubule binding.
UCCAUCUCCGGGGGAGGCGGAGUCGGAAACGCGCAGCAGCAUCGGUCCUUCGUGUCUGCGGCUCCUCUCGCUUCGGCUGUCGGUUCGGUUCCUGUCCGAGCGGGUUCUUCUUACAGUCUGCAGGAACGCGGAGGCUCUUCGGCCCAACUGACGGACGCAGCUGGCAGCACCGCGGGUUUAACCCCCAAACUGCUGCGCUUAUCGCCUCUGAGGUGGAAAGCCCCGGACGGAGGCCCGCAGCGCGCUCCGCCUCCCGCAGGCCUCCGGCCCGGACUCCCGCUUUUACCCAGGAAAAUGGACGGAUUUACCGGCAGUUUGGAUGACAGCAUGUCUGGAGCCAGUGUCUCGGAUGUCAACGACCGCCUCUCUGCUUUGGAGCUGCGUGUCCAGCAGCAGGAAGACGAGCUCACCGUGAUGAAAGCCGCUCUCGCUGACGUCCUUCGCCGCCUCGCCGCUUCUGAAGCCUCAGUCUCUGUUUCCAAAAAACAUGCAGCCAAAGGUGGUGCUGCUCUUCGUGAAGCAUACUCAAUGUCCUCUAUUGCCAAUGGAGGAACACCUGGGCGUAAGAGAGAGUCCACCUCGGUCACCAGGAAGGAGACGAUGUCGUCUGCUGCCAAGAGUGGAGCAGAGAGGAAGAAGGAGUUCGGCAGCCAGCGAUCUCAGAUGGAGGAGAUCCAGGAACGUGAGGAGCUUCCUCACCCAAAAGAUCUGUCUCCUUCUCCCUCCUCCCCCCACCUUCCCCAGAAUCUCCAGCAGCAGAGACCUCCUCAGUCUGCUGACAGCAGUAAAGCCAACGUUCCUCCCAAAAGAGGCCCCAGUGUGAAGCGGUCCUCAGGUAUGGAACGUUCUCAAAGCAGCACCUGGGACAGUUCAGAGGAGAACAGGAACAGACUUGUGAAAGCUGCUUCCACCUCCAAGCUGUUGGCCAAGGUGGUGAAGAACGCCGACAGACACAAAGAGCCGGUCAUCAGUCAAGCCAAAAUGUCGACACGAGAGAAAAACAGCCAAGCUGAGGGGAAUCACAUCAAGAUGUUCAUGCGUGGCCGACCAAUCACCAUGUUCAUCCCUUCAGAUGUGGAGAACUACGAAGACGUUAGGACAGAACUUCCAUCAGAGAGACUCAAGCUGGAAUGGGUGUAUGGCUACCGCGGUAGAGACUGCAGAGCAAAUAUUUACCUCCUUCCAACCGGAGAAAUCGUUUAUUUUGUUGCGUCCGUCGUCGUCCUGUUUAACUACGAAGAACGAACUCAGAGACAUUAUCUCGGACACACUGACUGUGUCAAGUGUCUUGCCAUCCAUCCUGAUAAGAUCCGCAUUGCUACCGGACAGAUUGCAGGAGUAGACAAAGAUGGACGGGCCGUCCAGCCUCAUGUCCGUGUCUGGGAUAGUGUCAGUCUCUCCACCCUGCAGGUCGUUGGUUUGGGAACGUUCGAACGAGGUGUCGGCUCUCUGGCUUUCUCCAAGGCUGACUCUGGUCAGCACCUCAGUGUUAUUGACGACAGCAACGAUCAUAUGUUAACAGUUUGGGAUUGGCAAAAGAAGUCCAAGAUCGCUGAGAUCAAGACCACGAAUGAGGUGGUGCUGGCCGUGGAGUUCCACCAUACUGACCCAAACACCAUUGUCACCUGUGGAAAGUCACACAUUUUCUUUUGGACUUGGUCCGGGAACUUGCUGGCACGUAAACAAGGAAUCUUUGGGAAAUACGAGAAGCCAAAGUUCAUUCAGUGUCUGGCAUUCCUUACCAAUGGAGACAUCCUGACUGGAGACUCUGGGGGGGUCCUGCUGGUCUGGAGCAGGAGCUCUGCUGAGACCCCAAGUGGGAAGGGUCCCAGAGCGUUUCAGAUCAGUCGGCAGGUCAAAGGUCAUGAGGGCAGUGUGUUUUGUGUUUGUGAAAUGAGGAGCGGCACUCUGCUGACCGGAGGAGGCAAAGAUCGAAAAAUCAUCCUGUGGGACCAUGAACUGAGAGCUGACCGAGACAUUGAGGUGCCGGAUCAGUACGGAACCAUCAGAGCAGUGUCUGAAGGGAAGGGGGAUGAGUUUUUAGUCGGAACAUCUCGUAACUUCAUCCUAAGAGGAACCUUCAAUGACGGCUUCCAGGUGGAGGUCCAGGGUCACACGGAUGAGCUGUGGGGUUUGGCCUCUCACCCGUCCAGAGGUAUGUUCCUGACCUGUGCUCAAGACCGGCUGGUCUUGGCCUGGAGUUCGGAGGAUCACAGUCUCCAAUGGAGCCGCACACUGGAGGAACACGGACACUGUGCAGACUUCCAUCCCAGUGGAGCCGUGGUUGCCAUAGGAACACAUUCUGGAAAGUGGUACGUUCUGGAUGCUGAGACCACUGACCUGGUGGCGAUCCAUACUGACGGAAACGAACAGCUGUCAUUGCUGCGGUUCUCUGUCGAUGGCGGCCUGUUGGCUGUGGGAUCUCACGAUAACUUCAUUUACCUCUACACUGUCUCAGAGAACGGACGCAAGUACAGCCGCUACGGGAAGUGCACGGGACAUUCCAGCUACAUCACGCACCUGGACUGGUCGCCUGACAACAACUUCAUCAUGUCCAACUCUGGAGACUAUGAGAUCCUCUACUGGGACGUUCCAAACGGUUGCAAACUGAUCAGAAAUCGAUCAGAGUGUAAAGACAUCGACUGGGCAACCUAUACCUGCGUACUGGGAUACCAUGUGUUCGGUGUGUGGCCGGAGGGCUCAGAUGGGACUGACAUCAAUGCUCUAAUCAGAUCUCACAACAGAAAGGUGAUCGCUCUGGCAGAUGACUUCUGUAAAGUUCAUCUGUUCGCCUACCCAUGCUCCACCCCCAAGGCUCCCAGCCAUAAGUACAACGCUCACAGCAGUCAUGUGACGAAUGUCAGCUUCCUGUAUAACGACAGUCACCUGAUCUCAACCGGGGGUAAGGACACCAGCAUCAUGCAGUGGCGUUUGGUGGAGAAGUCUUUGCUCUCCGUCCCUGACAGCCUCUUGUCUAACCCUGCCCCCGCCGGAGUGGACCCCCUCUUCACCCUGCUUCCUCCCACUGGGUCGUGUGUUGAAGUGACAACACACAACCCAGUUCCAACAGCCAAUGGAACCCAGGAACCCUUCCGAGACACCCCGCCCCCUACAACAGUGGAUCCGCUUACGUCUGAGUUAACCCCUCCCCAUUCCAUUUCAACCCCCCCCCCCUCAGACAGCACCGUGAGUCUGAAGGACAGUCUGGAGCCGAGUGAUGACACAGCCACGCCCAGUGAUGAAGGGCUUCCCCCUCUGACGCCUCCCUCAUAGAUGCGUGCAUGAGUGUCGCUACAGCUGUCUUUGUGAGGAACAGGAUGAGUUUCACAUGUCAGGAAGGGGACUUAGUGUUAAGAUUGGAAUCAGGUUUACAUUCAGUUUAUGUGGGUUAGGCUUUAGUUAUGGUUUAGUAACUCGGAAGUAAGCAGGGGUUAACACAAUAUGAUACAUAACUCCGUAAGAUCAAGAAUAGGAUACAGAUGAAACACUUACUUUAAAUAAUGGUUAGUUUAAGGGGCUCGGGCAUGCAUUUUCAAUGGGUGUCCCCAGAAAUAUAAAUGUAUAAAAGGGUAUGUGUUGGGAUUCAAACCUGUGGCUCCGGUGUCCCAUGUUUCUUCUCAACAGUCAACUGUUAAAAGUCACAUUUCUUCAGAUUAAUCAAAUGUGGUGUCACAAUUUGAUACACCUGGAGAGUCUUGAUUUACCUGAGGAAAUACUGGAAGAGGAGCAGUUACCUGUCACACCUGGACAUUUACUCUCUUCCUUUAGACAGUUUGAAAUCGCACCCUGGUCAAGAUGUACUUUUUACAGAGAGCAGAGGACAGGCCUGGAACACAGGUGUGACAGGUGGCUAUCAGGUAACUUUUUCUCCUCCAGUAACAGUAGAGCAGUUAAGACAGGAGAUGAACCUGCAAGUCUUAAAUGUCUUUUAGAAACUGGUUGUUUUUUAAAAUUGGUUUAACAAUUGUAGUUCUUUAGAUAUGAAGAAAUUAAUGAUGUUUUAUCAGUGUCUUAUGAGAAAUGCCUUAACUAUUAUUGAUCCGGGUUCUAGUUUUUAUCAUGUACUAUGAUCUGCACACCAUAAAUUCUGUUUUUAACAGAAAAGUCAAGUUUCAUUCACGCAUUCAUUCAUUCGACUUUGUUGCACUAUUAUUUAGUUUAAUUGCCAAACUCCACACACGUAUGUAAAGUAUUGCAUUUAAAAACUAAAAAUACAUGACUGUUUUACAAUGACACAAGACAUUUCAUGUAAAUCAUGAAAGAUGUAUGAACUACCCAGUACAAACCUAAAAAGAGAGUAAUGUUAAAUUACCCGACCAAAGGAGAGAAGUCAACUUCCACUCCUUCACUAAGGAACAUCAACCACGCAGUCAUACAUCCUCGUAUCUGUAUUGAGAAUGUCUGACCGUAGACAGUGGAGCGGUUAGUAUACACAUGACAUUGACCUCCAGAGUAAAAACUGUGACUCAAAUGUUUUUGACUAGUCAGAAGUGGAUCAGAUCUGUAUGUAUGUACUGCAGAUAUCUAUAUUUCUGUUCACCAAGGACAGCAGCUCCUCGGUUACACUGUAAAAAUCCCAUUUUAUGCUCCCAUUACAUCACAUAGCACAUGAGAACCCCUCCUCUGAUUGGCUGGAUUCAGUGACUCACUGAAUGACGGCUUUUAGUUUUUGUGUCUUAUGGACGAUUUAUGUCGAAAAUGUAAUCUGAAUGUCAUGAUGAUGUCACUCCGGAUGGGGUUGGGGCCUUACAGUGGAAGAAGGGGGAUGUGAGUCGUUGAUGUUUUUGCCUCGUUGAUACUUUUCAUCUUUUAAAUGCCCGUCUCUGUGAAGGGAUGGCGUCGAGUUUCGGGACUCACUGGAUGUCCAUGGAGGGACUGUGCCAGAGGGGUAUGGGGUGGGGGUUAUGGGGGGUUAUGUUUUGAGGCAGUGCCAUAUGGGGAUUUCUGGAUUCAAAUGUUUGUUUAUUUUACAGAUUACACAAGAUGAUGAUAAUGUUUGUGUGACUGUUUUGAGCCAAAUUAGUCUUCUCUGAUGCAUUCCUCUCAGACGACAGACUAAAGUACUAAAGAUUUCUUUAAAAAAAAAUGCUAAUAAAUGUUUUCAAAACUGACUACUCACCUCAA